UGCCUAUCGAUUAUAGAGUGAGGCUAUUCGAUUGAACGUGCUUACUUGUCGUUCGACAAUGUAAAUAAACAAAUUAAUAGAGUAAAUAAAGCCCUUAAUAUGGCGGAUUUGGUUCGUGGUGAAGCUUCCGAAUCGGAUGAGGAGCAUGACAAGCAGGAGAUUUUUGCUGCUGAAGUUUCUGGCGAAGCAACUGAGGAAGAAGACGAAGACAUUUAUGAGCAGCCAGGUAACGCCAGUGUAACCGCCUCUAUCUAUCGGAACAACUUGCUGCAGCGGAAACUGAUUGAGAGCAACAUUGCCAUUUGGAGGUCUCUUACUGCGUUUACACGCAGCUUUGUGGUGAAUGCUUCCAAGCAGUUGCUGACCACCGAUCAAAUGCUCAUUAAAUCACAGGUGUCCUUGCAAUCGGCACACACUGCACUGCAGCAGGCCCAAAGGAAUACAGCACAGUUACAAUCCCGCACAGCAUCUGCAUUAACGAGCAGCUUUUUACCCGCUAUUCAAAUAAAUAAUCAAAGCACUUAAAAGUAAUGAAUAAGAAAAUGUUUAUAAUAGUUUUAUAAAUAAACGAACAAACUUGGCUAAUCCUCAGUAUCCGAA
This is a messenger RNA of Drosophila innubila, 600 nucleotides long. It is a transcript of the gene Blos3, whose product is annotated as biogenesis of lysosome-related organelles complex 1 subunit 3. The coding region runs from base 100 to 525 and encodes 141 amino acids. Lineage: Eukaryota; Metazoa; Arthropoda; Insecta; Diptera; Drosophilidae. The record is from RefSeq and is a predicted model, not a curated record. Gene Ontology annotation, cellular component: BLOC-1 complex. The transcript has 3 exons.